GUUCGUUACGACUUUCAAAUAAAAACAACAGGAAAAAGCAGUUUGCAACGGGCGCGCGUAUGAUAUACGUCGGAGAGGCUCGCUUGAGGCAAAAUCAACACGUUUUAACGUGUUUUUUGUCCGUCCGGUCAUUAACCGUGACAACAAACAGACCAGCAAACAAUUAUCAAACACAUAUAAUAAUAGAACAUAAAAACGUGAGAUAAUGGAUUUUCGGGAGCGAUACAAGAGGAUCGGCUUCGGCCGCGAAGAUAUUGAGAUUAACCGGGCGCUUAGAAGUCAACGUCGCGAUGAGGCUCGUCGCGAAAUGCGCAACGAAUGUUUCAAUAUAAAACGGGGCAUGAAUUGUAAUUGGGACGAUAGUUUGGAGCGAAAAAAAGAGAAUAUGAACAAAACGAAACCGAUGAAUCCUGAAGAAGAGGCGAAGAAAAAAGCUGCUGCAGAUUUGGAAGCCGCAGUUCAGAAACGUUUCCAGCAGUUAAUGAAAUGGCGCGAAGAAAGGAAUCGACGAAGGAUUCAAGAAAAAAAACGAGCUAAACCUGUAUUUAAAGUUGGAGUUGUUCAUCAUCGUAUGUACUCUCCACCAUUGACCAAAAAUUCAACAGCUACACCAAUAACAAAACUUUGUAGAAAUAAAGAAAAUCAACCAGAAGUACUGCCAAAAAGGGUGACUAGAGCAACUGAAAAACGUUUAGCUAUAAAAUCUGUAACAAAUCAUCAAAAACGUGAAAAUUUGAAAACUAAAAAAACGACUGUCAAGAUUACAGAGGAGAUACCUGUUAUACCAAAGGACCACCAAUUUAAAGCUCCCAUUGGAAUCAUACCACUUCCAAUGUUUGGUCGUCAUGCUUUGGAAAGUACCAAUGAAAAUAUGGAAUUAGAUUUAAAUUUGAAUACAUCGUUCAGUAACAGCGAGGCUUGCCAAAACUCAUCUUAUAAUUCAAACCACAUAUUUUCAUCUACCACUCACUCAUCGAUCUUACCUACAUUGACGGAUACAUGCUUAAAUCAAAAUUAUAAUACCGAUCCCUGUGAAAAGUCAAAUCAAAGUUUGAACGAUUCGAUGAAUAAUUCAUCCGUGGAAGCAAUAUCUCUAAAAAUUUCAUUCGACGAUCAGGAAAUUCUAAAAAAUGAGCAAAAUACUAAUACUGAUUGUAAAAUAGAUACUAGUUUAAAAAAAAAUACAAGGUCAACGACGAAUAAAAAGAAUUCCUUAAACAAUAUGGAUUCAACUAUAGAGCGGAUGACACAUUCUAUGGAGAGUAAAGAAAUUGUGAAGGAUCAAAAUAAUGUUACCUCCAACCUAUCAAAAAAGAGUGAAAUGGUAAGUAAAAGAUCUACAAGACUUACAAAUAGAGCUGCUGGUUCUACAAGCCAAACAGAUGAUGUUCAUUCUAUUGUGGAAAAUCGAAAAGGAACAAAUACUCAGAAAAAUAUCCAUUCAACUUGUAAAAGCCCCAAAUUGAAUUCUAGCUUUUCGAAACAAAAGAAGACGAAAUUAUUAACAAAUAGAAAGAAAUCUAAUAAAAUAUCUACCGAUGAAACUGUUAGCAUUAAUAAUGCAGAGAUGGAAAGCAGUUUUCCUUUAGAGAAUCAGAAAUUGAAUAAUAAUUCAGAUUCGACUAAAAAUGCUAGCCCAAUAGAUUCCGCUAACUUAAACAAAAAGAAAAGUAAAUUAUCAAAAAUAUCCAAUAGAAAGUCUCUUAUCGAAGAUAAAAGCAUUAAUGAUUCUGUAAAGCAAUCAGAUUUUAUUUUGGACUAUCAAGAAACGUCAGAAGAGCAAUUGAAUGCUGAUUCUAAAGGGUUAAACCUUAUGGAUUCAAGUAUCACUGAUCAACAAAAAAUGAAAUCACAUGGUAGAAAAAAAGUAACGAAAGUAGCCAAUGAAGCUCAAAAGUACAUUAACGAAUUGCAAGAUGAAUCCUUGAUAAAGUUUUCUCCGCGUCGUUCGCUAAGACAACAAACUGAAAAGGCUUCAAAAUCAGCAAGUUCCAUGGUAGUAGAAACGAGUCCAAAAUUACUGCCUAACGAUCAAACGAAUUUUUCAUGGUUGGCAGAGUCAUUGAAUGUAUCAACUAUUUCUGAACCAGUGAAACGAAAAACAUUGGAUAAGAAAGACGACAGUUUGCAAAAUUUUAGUUUAAAUUUAUCGAUUACUAAAGAAUCACUUUUGGAUAAACCACCUGCGUACUUUUCACCUUACAUAGUAACGAGUCGAGGUAAAAGUAGUGUUCGUAAGGAAAUUCAGCGCCACUGUUUGAAUCAAUCUUCACCCACGGAAAUUCCAACGAAGGACACGGUCAUGCAGAGUCUCAACAUAUCUGUAGAAGAAGAGGAGCGGACAGCUCAAUACUACAAGUACAUUCUUAAUCAAGAAAUUGAUCGACUAAAUGAGCGCUGCGACUUUUGGAAUGUAGUAAAAGAAGAUGAUACUACCCCUGAAGAGAUCCGCGAUGUGAUACAAGCAGCAGUUGGCCAAACGAAACUGCUUAUUAACAAAAAGUUUGAGCGCUUUCGUAGUCUGGUACUUGAUUGCGAAACCGGCAAAGGUGAAAUGCUUGUAACGUGUAAAGAUCUUCAAGGAUUUUGGGACAUGAUGUAUAUGGAAAUCAAAGACUGCGACAAUCGAUUCAACAAACUUGAGGAGCUAAAGCGCAUGAAUUGGAUAGACAAGGAGUCGCAGAAGGUCAAGGACACACAACAAUUACAUAAAAAGAAAUCUGUAGCGGCAAAGAGGAUAGUUAAUAAAAAAAAAACUUUAUCUACAAAGCCAAGUUCACUCAGGGCUCAUAUUAUGGCUGCAAGAAAGAAACAGAUUGGGGGUGGAGAUAUCGAUGUUGAUGUCGAGAUGCACAAAGAUAAAAAUCUUAACUUUCACGGAGAAAAACACUCUAGAAAUUCAAGCGUCAAAAGUGCAAAAAAAAUCGCUCGUCGAACUUCUACGCCAAAAUCUUCAAAUAAGUUACAGCCUCUAAUAAAGAAAUUGUCACAAAGCCAAAAAGCUACUACAAGUCCAUUGAUUGUAAUGAAACUUAGUCAAAUGUGUAAAACGCCGGAGAUUCAGCUAGAUGACUCGAUCGUCUACGUCAAUUCAGGUCGUACUCCAGCCAAAAGUAUUCUCAAAUCAUCCAAGGAUGAUUUAAUAGGCUUUACUGGAAAAUCUUCAAAUAAAGUCUUGUUUAAAGAGCAGCCUAUGGAGUUUUACCAGUUAGAAAAUAAUAAAAGCAGUAAUGGCGAUCAAAUUAAUAAAUGCGUAGAGCCAAUUGAACGGAAAUUGAAUUUUGAAAGCGACAGCUUUAACACCUCUCAUACAGAAGAUGAAGAAGAAAGUAAUAAUUUAAUAAAUUUUUCACAUCAAAGUGAAAAAAAUAUUGUAAAAAAUACUCCUCGUAAACGUAGAAAUCCUAAAAUCAUAAUUCGUGAAGAAAGUAAUCCCUUGUCUCCAAUGGAUACAACAGCUGAGAAUUCAUCUACCAAAUAUUUAAGUAUUCCGAAAUCUGCAAUAAGGGAUGAAAGUAUUAUGCUCUCUGUGUCGCCUUUGACUUUAAUGGACAGCAAAGUCGAAGAUUCUAGUAAAAAAGCGACGAAAACGAAAAAACAGAUUUCGUUCAAAGAAGAUUUAAAUGAAAGUUAUUCGCGAAAUCUUAGAAGUAGAAACUUUACAGUGCCAUUAACACCGAGAUUAAAUUUAAAAAGCUCUAUGAAAAAGGUUGAUGAAGAUUUAAGUAUGGAAGUGAAUGACAGUAUACAGGAAUAUACAGACAACUCACCUUGCUCUACUGAACGAAACAAUCAGUUAAAGGAAUUAUAUUUGAAUGCAGAUGGAAUCAUAUGUCAAAGAAGUAUUGUAAAAAAAAAAAAUAUCUUAAACACACCAAAACUAAAGCGAAGCAAUUCUGAUAUACAAGAAAUAGUUUCUCCAGUGAUUGAAAUUGCUAAUGAAAAUAAAAAGUCAUCAACAACUCCUAGAGUUAGGAGAAAUACAAAAAAAUCGCUUAUCGGUACAGAGUUAAGGGAAGAUAACGCAAACAUAUCUGUCGAAGAAAUCGCUAAAAUAACGUUGAAUAGGACAACAAAAGUUCUCAAUUCAACAAAUAAUAUAAACAAAAUUGAUAAUAUUGAAUAUGAGAAAAAUAAUAUUAAAAAAACCAGCUCGACACCAAUAAAUAGAAAAUUAAGCUUAAAGAACAUUUCAAAACAGAUUGUAACUCCAAAUUCAAAAAGAAGAAAUUCAAAGAGAUUUACAGAGAAUUUGGAAGGAGACAUACAGCAGACUGAUUUAAAUAAUACAAUAGGUGAAACAUUAACACCGAAUAGACGAAAAAGUUUACGGAUAGCACGAGUAAACACAAAGAAAGAAGAUUAAAAUUAGUAAUAGGAAUACAUUUAUUACUUAUUACUGAUUUGUGUAUUAAAGAUAAAAAUGUAUGUAAGAGCAUGAGAUUAACAAUAAAUCUUGAUUUAAUUUUAUACCUACUUAAAAAAAAAAACAAAAAAAAAACAAAAAGGAAAUCAUAUAACAGAUUUUACUUAUAUUUGCUUUGAAAUCUAUUGAUAGACUAUUAUAUUACACCAGCUGAAU
Molecule: messenger RNA, 4582 nt
Organism: Ceratosolen solmsi marchali
Lineage: Eukaryota; Metazoa; Arthropoda; Insecta; Hymenoptera; Agaonidae
Product: putative histone-lysine N-methyltransferase 1
Exons: 12
Coding region: 206-4366 (1386 amino acids)
Biological process (GO): regulation of mitotic cell cycle; mitotic spindle organization; centrosome localization
Cellular component (GO): spindle pole centrosome; nucleus; cytoplasm
Molecular function (GO): microtubule binding
Source: RefSeq, a predicted model, not a curated record